Aphanomyces astaci is the source of this 1004-nucleotide messenger RNA. RefSeq lists its product as hypothetical. The coding region runs from base 132 to 434 and encodes 100 amino acids. The record is from RefSeq and is a predicted model, not a curated record. The transcript has a single exon. NCBI's taxonomy places the organism in Eukaryota, Oomycota, Saprolegniomycetes, Saprolegniales, Verrucalvaceae.
GCGCUUCACAGAUGUACAUUACUAAGUAGCUCUUAAAAUGUAUACGACUGCAGGCCCUGGGGAGACGUGAUUCGGUUCUGGGGGAUGCUGGCCCGCGUACGCCUAUUCUCGACGUCGUCAUCAAGGCACACAUGACGCCGUCGGUCGUAGGACAUGCCGCUGCUUCGCACAUCGUAGGGUGGGAGGCUGUUACAGUCGUAUGUGGGAAAACUGCCCAAGCUGAGGUUCCUGGUACGCGGGUCAUCGUAAAUGCCGAUGCUGCGGCUGUCUCCGGGGUGAAGGUCCUGCCUUGGCGUAGUGCAGCCUUGCAGAAAGCUCGAGUCGUUGGUCAUGAUCGUUGCGUUGUUGAGUGGGGGAAGAUAUGGCGCCGCUUUGCGCGUCGGCGCGCCUUGGUACGUCCCUGCAGGAUCGACGCUGUAAGGGCUCGGCACUGACGGCUGACCGUAGUCGUCGCUGUCGCGGUACCGACUCAACCGGGUACACAGGAACAAAGCUGUGACGAAGAAAAACACGGCGCCGCCCACAAUCGUGGGAAUCACCCAUCCCGCGAUCCCGCUGGCGGUCUCCACGGGUUGUUUGGUGCUGGAUGGUUUGGUGGUUUCCACUUGGAUCGGGUCUGGUGUUGGAGGUGGGGUGGUCUGGACUUUCACGGUCGGGGGCGGUGUGAACGAGACUGUCGUUUUGGGGGCUUUCGUCGGCUCGGGAGUGAGUUCCGGCGUUGGGGCGUCGGUUUCAGGCACUGAAGUUGUGGGUUUGGGCGUGGUCUCGGGCGUUGGCUUUGGAGUCGGUGCGAGGGUGGUCGUGGGCUUUGGAGUCGGCGCGAGGGUGGUCGUGGGCACGACGGUGGUUGUUGGUGUGAGGGUGGUCGUGGGCUGUUCCGUCGGAGCGUCCGUGGGUUCUUCUGUGGGUGCUGGCGUAACUUUGGCGGUGGUUCGAGGCGGAGAUGACGUGGUCGGCUUGGCGCUUGUGGUAGGAAGGUCUGUUGGGGAAGGAGAUGACCGCGG